AUGGUUCUCGCGGUCGACCUCCUCAACCCCACGCCUCAGGCUGAGGCUCGCAAGCACAAGCUGAAGACCCUUGUGCCCCAGCCCCGCUCCUUCUUCAUGGACGUCAAGUGCCCCGGCUGCUUCACCAUCACUACCGUCUUCUCGCACGCCCAGACCGUCGUUAUCUGCGCCGGCUGCUCGACCGUCCUGUGCCAGCCCACCGGUGGCAAGGCCCGUCUGACCGAGGGCUGCUCGUUCCGCCGGAAGUAA
Molecule: messenger RNA, 249 nt
Organism: Penicillium subrubescens
Lineage: Eukaryota; Fungi; Ascomycota; Eurotiomycetes; Eurotiales; Aspergillaceae
Product: 40S ribosomal protein eS27
Exons: 3
Coding region: 1-249 (82 amino acids)
Biological process (GO): ribosomal small subunit assembly; translation
Cellular component (GO): cytosolic small ribosomal subunit; ribosome
Molecular function (GO): RNA binding; structural constituent of ribosome
Source: RefSeq, a predicted model, not a curated record